Molecule: messenger RNA, 3362 nt
Organism: Etheostoma cragini (Arkansas darter)
Lineage: Eukaryota; Metazoa; Chordata; Actinopteri; Perciformes; Percidae
Product: synaptic vesicle membrane protein VAT-1 homolog
Exons: 6
Coding region: 221-1489 (422 amino acids)
Molecular function (GO): oxidoreductase activity
Source: RefSeq, a predicted model, not a curated record
UCUGUCACUUGUUGAACGUAGCGCACAAACAGGAAACCCCGCGGUAAGAAUCUCCUUUUACUGCCUUCAGUGACGGACGUAUUUUAUAUCUGUUUUCACCAGAAGUAUUUGCAUUCAACAGGACUGUUUCAUUUCCUUUUGGUGUUAAUUUGUAGGAUACGCCCACAUAGGCUGAACUAUUGCUGAAAACCUAGAAGGGCUCUCAUAACAAGUGGUUAUCAUGUCUGGCGAAGAGGCUCCAACUCUGCAGCAACAACCUGAGCAGGAGAAGAAGCUCGAGGAACCUCCGCGGUCUGCUUCAGACGCACCGCAGGAGUCAGGUAGUAGCCCUGCCGCGGCCGAGGAGAAGCUUCUCUCCUUCCGGUCUCUGGUCCUGACGGGUUACGGAGGCUAUGAUAAAGUCAAGCUGCAGGUGAAAACGCAAAAGCAGCCGCAGCUGGAGGCAGGAGACGUCCAGGUGCACGUCAAGGCGUGCGGGCUUAACUUCGCCGAGCUGCUGGGCAGACAGGGGCUGUACGAGCUGCUGCCCGCCCCGCCUGUCAUCUUGGGAAUGGAGGGCUCCGGGGUGAUUGAAGCAGUCGGGGAGGAUGUGAAGGACAGGAAGGUGGGGGACCGAGUCAUUGUGAUGAGCCGCAGUGGCAUGUGGCAGGAAGUGGUUGUUGUGUCCGCCAACCUCACCUUUCCCAUGCCCGAGCAGAUGAGCUUUGAGGAAGGUGCUGCGAUCCCCAUUAACUACCUAACUGCCUACAUGAUGCUGUUUGAGAUGGCUAACUUGAGGCCGGGCAAGAGUGUUCUCAUCCACAUGGCAGCAGGUGGUGUUGGUUUUGCUGUUACCCAGCUGUGUCAGACUGUGCCAGAUGUGACGGUUUUUGGCACGGCAUCAGCCCCCAAGCAUGAGAUCAUUGCUCAAGGCGGGGUAACUCACCCCAUCGACUACCGCACCAAAGACUAUGUGGAGGAAAUCCGAAAAAUCAGCCCGAAGGGAGUGGACAUCGUCCUCGACCCGCUUGGUGGUUCAGAUACCCAGAAAGGGUUUAGUUUGUUGAAAUCUUUGGGCACGCUUAUCGUCUUUGGUGCAGCCAAUUGUGUGACAGGGCAGAAAAAGAACCUGUUGGCCAUGGCAAAGACCUGGUACAACCAGCUCUCUCUCACCACGCUCAAACUAAUGCAGUCCAACAAGGCCGUCUGCGGCUUCCACCUGGGCUACAUCACUGAUGAGCAGCUCAUCAGCAGGACUAUGUUCAAGCUGCUGGAGCUCUAUGGCCAGGGAAAGAUCAAGCCCCGCAUUGACUCAUGCUAUCACUUUGAGGAGGUCACUGAUGCCUUCAGGCGCAUGCACGAACGCCAAAACAUUGGAAAAGUCAUCCUUCUUCCUGAAGCAAAGAAGGAGGAAGAGAAGCAAAAGUCCAGCCCUGAACCGGUAGAAAAUGUGGAAAAAACUGAAGCCGCCGUCAACGACAAGAAAAAAGAGACCACAGAAGAAGUUUAAGCCGAGGAUUGAGUAAGCGUGUUUAUUUGAAUGUUUUCAACCGCCUCCUGAAUGCGUUACCUAAUUAUACACUUGUCAAAAGAGAAGAAAAGCAAGAUGCCAUGAAUUCUUUGACUUUGUCAGUUUUGAUGAUUUUGUCUUGCAAUAUGUCAAUAUUGUAGUGUCUAUGUUGGGAACACUUGUUUUAAAUAAGAAUUAACUGUAUUAUUGUACAUUACGUGAGUACAAAUGCCUUCUCAUUACAGAUGGUUGUUAAAGAAUUACAUUACACAAAUACAUUAAAUUCUGACUUCCACAUUUUAGCUACCCAUAACAACUCUAAAAUAAAUAUUUGAAAUGACAACAAACCGGUGCCGGUAUGUAUAAAGCUUCUAAGACAUGGUCUUAAAAAUGGUCCUACAUGUAUACAUGAUUAUUUUUAAUAGGGAGCUGAUGCAAGACACUUAUCCUUGAAGGGAAACUAUCAUUUUUUUCAACCCGGACUCUUGUUUUCUAUGUUUUUAUGUCUAAGUAACAAUGCCAACAAUCUUUGGCAUUGUUCCAGUCUUAAGCAAGAAACCGUGUAGGUUAAUAGGGCAAUUGUCCAGCUUAGAUUUACCUUCACAAAAGUGUUCCUUUUGCCACUGAUAGGCUAAGAUUACUAGUCUUAGUAUCUGAUACACAGUAUGUAGUGAAUCCCUUGAGAUCUGGACCUUUUAAACCUCUUUAAGACCUUACUGUUUAACCAACAGCUCUGGGGUUGCUAGCGCUAAACUCUCCAGACUCCAUUUAUAAAAGCAAUUCUUUUAGUGUGUAUAGAGCCAACAUAUUUUCACAUGUAAAUCUGUAAACUAUGUGUUUAUUUCAACCAAAACUAGAGUUGUGAUGGUUGUAAAAGAUGAAAGACAACCAAAAAUGGCUUUUCAUAGUUUUAUUUGGUUUCUGUCGACUUCAAAUGAAGUGUAUUCGAUGAUGCUAAAAUUACUGUUCCUUUACAUGGAGUCUGGUGGGUUUAGUGAAUGCAAUUUCCCAGAUGUUUUUAUGUUUUAAGAAAAAGGAUCUUGUUCUUUAACAGAAAGGUCGCCCUCCCUUAGAAAUCCUUUCCGUAAUGUUGUCAGACACUUUGAAUAUUAAUCUAAGCCUGUCAGUGGCAAAACUAGCACUUUUGUGAAGAUAUAUACAAGUUGGACAAUUGCCUUAUUAACUUACAUUGUUGCUUGUUUGGCUGCAGCCGACUGCAGCGAUCUUGCUUAAUACUGGACCCAAUGUCAAAGAUUAUUGUUCCCAUCAGUCAGGAGAACUUUUGACGAGUAUUGGUUAAAAAAAAAGUGUCUUCAUUCACACCGGCCCUGUUCUGUCUAACAAUGAAAGAUUUAUCUCCAUACUUACCUGAAAUACUUUUCCAAACUUUGGGUAUUUUCUUUUAUCAGCAUGAUUCAUUUGAUGAAGUAAGGACUAACUGUAAGUAAGUUUAUCAACCCAAGCCUGUUUUAUCAGUAAAUAUUAGCGUAAGACUUGUUAUAUAGUAGUGGCCUAGUAGUGAUCGUUGUGGUUUCAUGGGUUGUGAUACACUACUCCUAUUACUAUUCCUUGUUAAUGAUUGUUGUUGGACAAUAGUCUCUCUUUGGAAAGCCAAGGUCAGUAUUGUUUUCUAGUUUAAAUUGUUAUCAUUUGUCUUGCAUAUUAGUGCCAAGUUUAAAGCCAUCUUUCACCACUGCCGUCAAGCCAACUGUGAAUAACAGUUAGUGGGACUUCCCUGCCUUGGCACUCUUCGCCUGUGAGUUUUCUUCCAAACAAUGUCAAGCUGAACUGUUUGGCAAGCCAUGUAAAGGCAGGCUUUCUUGCCUCAAUUGAUUAAGAUGCUUUCUGAAAUCGUACAUUUCCACUUUGAAAU